CAGAGUUGUUUUGGUCGGUAAGUAAUUUACAGCACUCCAACAAUGUUAAUUAUUAAUAAAAGUUUGCUAUUUUCUACACUAAUAUUAGGAUUUUCUAGAAGGUUUUCUGUUGUGGCUGCCAAAGACAUGUCUGGCGAAAUCUGCUCUGCAAAUAAAACCUCCUGUUCCUCGUACACCCCAGGUGAUCAUUCUGUAGCGUACGUAACAGCCCCUAAUGAAGAAGUCGCAAAGAAAAUCGGCCACGGACUUGUAAGCAGAAAACUAGCUGCUUGUGUCAAUAUCGUUCCGAAGAUAACCUCCAUUUUUGAAUGGGAGGGUAAAAUAAAUGAGGAACCAGAAGUCCUUAUGAUGAUUAAGACUAGAACUGCUAAGAUCAAUCGGCUUACACAGUACGUAAAGGAGAACCAUCCUUAUACAGUCUGUGAGGUUAUAUCAAUGCCGAUUCAGAAUGGCAAUGAGGCUUAUUUGAAAUGGAUAAGUGAUGUCGUUCCUAUCGAGUAAGGAAGUACUGAGUAUUUGAGUUAUUUGUGUUAAAGACUUGUCGAGUUUAAAUAUAAUUUGUUUUGUACAAUUUUCUUGGAGUUAUGAGGUUUGUUUUAAAGGAAAUAAUAAAAAAUUAGGAAUAGAAAUACCUAACUUAUUUUGUCAGUUAUUUUUUAAAACUUAUUAGUUUACCCAGAGAUUGGUAAAAGUGGGUUGUUGAACUAAGCAUAUACUAGUGUCAAUUUAUAAAUACAGGGUUUUCUGCUAAUAAUCCUUGUAACUUUUUUAUUCAAAGCCAUGGCCAACUGUGACCAUUUUGUUUUUUUUAUGCAAAGUAUUGGGUUGUAGUGCCAACAUAAAAUAUGUUCCACAUAAUUAUCACUCAUAUUUUUAAAGAACAAUCACUUAAUAUUUUUUAAUUAAUCGUUUGAUUGGGCUGACCAGCGAAAUAUUUGUCCACUUAACGACUUUGACCGGUCCAACCACUCGCUUGAACAGUCAUGAUUUCACCCUGCAGAUGAAUUAAAAAAUAAUCUUUAGACUCAACUGAAUGACUAAAAUUAUGCUUUUGUAUUCAGUCACUGAAUAACUUUUUUCCUAAAAUGGUUCUGAAUAAAAAAGAGGAUGGAGAUAAUCUCAUUAAAUAUCUAAUAGCUCGUUGUAAAAUUGAAGACCUUUGUUGUAAAAUUCAAGAAAAUGUUAUUCAUUUAAAAAGUAGUUUAAUUACUUCCAAUAUAAUUUCAAAAUCAGUUGCAGUUGUCUUGUAAAAUCACUUGAAACUUAUUCUGAUUAAGUACCUACUGUUAAUUGUGAAGUUUUCUAAAUUCAAAUGCUAAUUAUACUUUUGCAAUAUGCUUGAUAUAGAAUGAUUCUAUUUUGUCUUAAAUACAUUUCAAUUUCUUUUAAAAGGU
Molecule: messenger RNA, 1394 nt
Organism: Anoplophora glabripennis (Asian longhorned beetle)
Lineage: Eukaryota; Metazoa; Arthropoda; Insecta; Coleoptera; Cerambycidae
Product: protein CutA homolog
Exons: 2
Coding region: 43-501 (152 amino acids)
Biological process (GO): response to metal ion
Molecular function (GO): copper ion binding
Source: RefSeq, a predicted model, not a curated record